AUGGCUAAAGAGCUUCUUCUCAAAGAAGCCAGCAAGCAUAAAAGUGUAAUCAUAAUCUCGAAUGGUCAGAGCACCACCUGUCACCAACCUGGAGUUGUAGGAGGGGAUGAGAAAGAUAUUGCCGACGGGUGGCACUCCGCUGGUGUGAACGUGAUUUAUGUCGGCAUCGGAGAACUUGCCAACAAAACGAAUAUAGACAACAUAGCAACAGAUCCGAAGCAUGAAAAGAUUAUACCAGAUAUAAACAAGGAGGAGCCGGACCAGCUCCAAAAGAUAGUGAACUGGAUGCUCGACCUAGUCAAUAAAGAUGCAGAGGACCCAUGUUUGACAACGAGCUGA
Cooperia oncophora is the source of this 339-nucleotide messenger RNA. NCBI's taxonomy places the organism in Eukaryota, Metazoa, Nematoda, Chromadorea, Rhabditida, Trichostrongylidae. The record is from the annotation of a GenBank genome assembly.